GUAAUUGUCCAUUGAAAAACAACAGCAAAAGCAGCAGUGAUGAAGAGUAACCAAGUGCUCAAAAUCUUUACAAUUGGACCGCUAGGGUUUCUUGAAUCACCAUUACAAACAGCCAAGUUCAAGCCGUGCAGUGAGCUCCG
Cuscuta campestris is the source of this 140-nucleotide messenger RNA. Lineage: Eukaryota; Viridiplantae; Streptophyta; Magnoliopsida; Solanales; Convolvulaceae. The record is from the annotation of a GenBank genome assembly.